This is a messenger RNA of Cynara cardunculus var. scolymus (artichoke), 892 nucleotides long. RefSeq names its product probable transmembrane ascorbate ferrireductase 3. Gene Ontology annotation, molecular function: oxidoreductase activity. The transcript has 4 exons. The record is from RefSeq and is a predicted model, not a curated record. NCBI's taxonomy places the organism in Eukaryota, Viridiplantae, Streptophyta, Magnoliopsida, Asterales, Asteraceae. The coding region runs from base 73 to 747 and encodes 224 amino acids.
CAUUCAUAUAAUAACUUAAGCAAGUCAGCAGAAAAGCCCCUGCCCACUCGACUCGACCGAUCUUCACUCGCGAUGGACUAUGCCAUUCCUCGGGAGACCUUCUGGAGGACCGCCUCUAGAAUCACGGUUUCAGCACACAUCUUCGGUAUCUUAGCAAAUAUCCUUAUGCUUGUUUGGUUGUUGCAUUAUCGUGAAGGCCUCGAUCUUGAUUCAGCCAAUCCAUACCGUGUAUUCAAUGUCCACCCUUUCCUUAUGUUCUUUGGAUUCAUCUUCCUCAGUGGUGAAGCGAUGAUGGCAUACAAGACGGUAGUAGCAGAUCGGAUAACACAGAAGUUCGUACAUGGGUUCUUGAACCUCUCGGCUCUCGUUUUGGGCAUCGUGGGGAUACAUGCAGCAUUCAAGUUCCAUAAUAAGGCGAAUAUAGUCGAUAUGUACAGCUUGCAUUCUUGGAUUGGCAUUGGCACAUUCUGUAUUUUCAUCUUGCAGUGGUUAUUCGGGUUCAGUCUAUUUGUAUUUCCAAAAGCAUCGGCGGUGACAAGAGCAAGGCUAUCGCCAUGGCACGUGUUCGGAGGAAGAACGUUGUUAUACAUGGCGAUAUGUGCAGCGGAAACCGGACUGAUGCAGAAAUUUACAUUCAUGCAGCUCACCAACAACAGAGAGAGUUAUUUGAUCAACUUCCUUGCUUUGGCCAUCCUUUUAUUUGGGAUUACGGUUGAUCUUUCGGUCUCUCUUGGUCGUUACACUUGACUUGAGUAACACGUUAUAUAUCGUUUGAUCGAAUCUUUUCAUUGGAUUUCGUACGUAGUAUGUGAAAAGAAUUUCAUUUGUAAGAAAGAUUAAUUGGUUGGUUUUUGGAUCACUUGAAUAUAUACUGUGACUCCCAUUGUUGCUC